This is a messenger RNA of Beta vulgaris subsp. vulgaris (sugar beet), 864 nucleotides long. RefSeq names its product RING-H2 finger protein ATL22-like. Bases 1 to 864 code for a protein of 287 amino acids. The transcript has 3 exons. The record is from RefSeq and is a predicted model, not a curated record. Gene Ontology annotation, molecular function: polysaccharide binding. NCBI's taxonomy places the organism in Eukaryota, Viridiplantae, Streptophyta, Magnoliopsida, Caryophyllales, Amaranthaceae.
AUGAAAAGUGCCAACAAUAUUGAUCUCCUCACCAUAUAUCUUCUCUUCUCCAUCCUGUUCCUAAAAAUAAGCAAUGCUCAGGUUUGCAACACCACAGAGUGCGCAAAAAGUUUCGUCUCAAUCAAAUUUCCAUUCCGCUUAAAAGACACUCAGCAUGAGUCCUGUGGUGCACCAGGAUUUGAUUUACAUUGCAAUCAAUCAACUACCUUAUUUGAGCUCCCUAAAGCUGGAAUUUUCGCGGUUGAUUCCAUCACCUAUAUUUCAAGAGAAAUAAAGCUUCUUGAUCCAAAUAAUUGUCUGCCUCAAAGGUUGUUAUCUUUUGAUCUUACCACUAGCAAGACGGCUUUCCGGCCACCCGCCGAUAGUCCGAUUUUUUCGGUGUAUAACUGCUCCGGUGAUCAUUAUCCCACCUUGCAGAAAAUCAUAUGUCUUAGUGGUUUAGAUUAUAGUGUUGUAAGUGGAGGUGCUGGGGAAGGAAUUGAUGUUACUAAAUACUCUAAUUGCACGUUUGUAAGGAAUGUUUCUCUUCCAACAAAACUGGGUAGUUCCUUUGCGCACCUGCCUUACGCUAGAAAAAUGACACUUAUCUGGGAUGAGCAGAAGUGCAAUUCAAAAGCAUGUGGGCGUCAAGAACCGGAGUCUCCUGCGAAGAAAGCUGCGCGAGAUGCAAUAAUAUCUGUAGUGUUACAAGCAAUGGCAUUAUGGGCAAUUCUAGCUUUAAUUCCUAUUAUCACACUAUCUUGUGCUGCUGCUUUUAUUGCCUGCUGGCAACCCCCUGAUAGCUGGGCUCGCAUUCAUCUCUUGGCCUCAGGAGAAGAAGCGGAGAGUUCAGCCCAAGCUGCUGAUGCUAGAAAGACGAUGUGA